AUGAGCUUCCCAAUAACCCAGUACCAGGGACGGCGACCUAAGGGCUCCUGCAGCGGACAAAACCAAGUCAUCAGCCCGGACAGAAUAGGCAUUGAGAGUGCAGGAUGUUUUGUGAGUGGAAACUGCCUGCGGCCCCACGUAUUGCACAGAGUCCACGUCCUGCGCGGGUGGGCGUUUGCGGACUUUUGGCGCUCGGCGUCCGUUGCCAAGACACCGCGUCAACAGCAGAGCGCGCGCCGCCGGGAGGAGCUGCUUGGCGCCCCUGGCUGCUGCGUUAACCUGAGGAGCGAGGUCGCCGCGGAGCUCCUCUCCGGGAUUUUUCGCCAGCUAAAAUGGCUUCAGGCUUCCAAAAGGAGACCUUUGAGUGUUAGUGAAAAGCAUCAGAAAUCGGUAGAUGAAAACUACUUCAGAAACUUGCAUAUCCAAGCACUAAAAAACAUAAACAGUCAAAUCAGGAAUCAAAUGGAGCGGAAUGAAAAUGAUAACUAUGUUGAGCACAGGAGAUUCCUCAGAUUAUUACAGAGUGAACAAUUUGAGUUGGAUAUGGAAGAGGCCAUUCAAAAGACAGACAACAGCAUCAGCUUUGAGCUCAGAGAAUUGGAGAAGAAAUUAAAAGCAGCUUAUAUGAAUAAAGAAAGGGCAGCACAGAUUGCUGAAAAAGACGCUAUUAAAUAUGAACAAAUGAAACGUGAUGCUGAAAUAGUCAAAAUCAUGAUGGCAGAACAAGAAAGAGUAAUAAAGCAAGAGAAUGCUGCAGAAGAGAAACGAAGCAGAGUAAAGGCACAGUAUUACCUCGACUUAGAGAAACAACUUGAAGAGCAAGAAAAGAAAAAACAGGAAGCUUAUGAGCAGUCGCUGAAAGAGAAACUCAUGAUUGAUGAAAUUGUUAGGAAAAUCUAUGAAGAAGAUCAAUUGGAAAAACAACAAAAGUUAGAAAAAAAGAUUACAACUCGAAGGUAUAUAGAAGAGUUUCAGAAAGAGCAAGCUCUCUGGAGAAAAAAGAAACGUGAGGAGAUGGAAGAAGAAAACAGAAAAAUCAUAGAGUUUGCAAACUUGAAGCAGCAAAGAGAAGAGGAUAGGAUGGCAAAAAUCCAAGAAAAUGAGGAAAAAAGACUGCAGCGCCAGAAUGAGCUAACUCAGAAAUUGGGAGAAAUGCUACGGCAACGUGAAGAUUUGGAACAAGUGCGACAAGAAUUAUACCAGGAAGAAAAAGCUGAACUAUACAAGAAGGAACUAAAAGAACAAGCUGAAGAGAAACUGAGAAAGAAAACAGAGAGGAAGCGGGAUUUUGAAGAGCAAAUGGCCUUGAAGGCACUGGUGCUGCAGGCUGCCCAAGAGGAGGAGGAGAGCUUCAGGCAAGCCCUGCUAGCCAAACUUGCUGAGGACGAUCGGAUAGAACUAAUGAACGCUCAGAAACAAAGAAUGAAGCAGCUGGAACACAGGAGGGCUGUGGAAAGACUUAUUGAGGACCGUCGCAACCAGUUUAUUGCCGACAAAGUAAGAGAUUUGGGGGGGUUGGGAGUAUUUAAAAAAGAGGAUGAUAUUGAUCUGCUUGGGGAAGAGUUUAGGAAAGCGUAUCAGAAAAGGAGUGACAUUUCCGAAGAAAAGUGAUAUCAAGAUGGGGUAAAAUUCUUUUGUAUGUUACCACUA
Otolemur garnettii (small-eared galago) is the source of this 1650-nucleotide messenger RNA. It is a transcript of the gene MNS1, whose product is annotated as meiosis specific nuclear structural 1. The transcript is spliced from 11 exons. Gene Ontology annotation, biological process: cilium organization. Bases 1 to 1611 code for a protein of 536 amino acids. Lineage: Eukaryota; Metazoa; Chordata; Mammalia; Primates; Galagidae. Gene Ontology annotation, cellular component: motile cilium. The record is from RefSeq and is a predicted model, not a curated record.